Messenger RNA from Ordospora pajunii, 660 nucleotides. RefSeq lists its product as uncharacterized. The record is from RefSeq and is a predicted model, not a curated record. NCBI's taxonomy places the organism in Eukaryota, Fungi, Microsporidia, Ordosporidae. The transcript has a single exon. Bases 1 to 660 code for a protein of 219 amino acids.
AUGAAGUGUGUAUGGAAGAUAUUGAAGUAUUCGAUGAGGAAGGCAGAUGGAGUGUGUGGGAUGUCGAUGUGUGGAGUAAAUAUUGAGCUGUUUGGAGAGGUGGUUCAGCAUUCACGGUUUAGUUCACAGGGUGUUCGAAGACAGCAAUGGCUGCACAUAUAUGAGCAGAGCAAUCUGAUGCUUGAUGUUACAGUAUCUGAAUCAUGUAUAGAAGUGCGACUGCAUGUGAUAUCUGCAGUGAGGCACGAGAUUGUGCUACUUGAACGAGCAGGCUUUGAGAUGGAAUGCGAAAUUGAUGUAUGCAUGGAAAGGAAUAUGGUUUCAUGCAGGCAUUCAGGUAGACAAUUCAAAAUCAUGCUUGCUGAUGAGAAGGAGACACUGUCCUUUGAUCAGCAACUGGAGAUAACAUCACACAGGCACAGUACAAAGUACCGAUGCAAAGCCAUGCUUGAUGAGUUUGCUAAGAUGACCACAUAUUCAUUGGGCACGAUCCAGCCAUUCACAUGUGAUUAUUCUGGUGGAAGAGUACAAUCAAAACUAAGUGCGUUUAUGCAACAUGAGACACGUAGAGACAGAUUGAUCAAGCAGUUUUUAAUUCUGAUUUGCAAGGAAACCAACUCAAUCCAAAAAGAUCAUGUUUUCGCGAUGGAACCUAACUGA